This is a messenger RNA of Stereum hirsutum FP-91666 SS1, 813 nucleotides long. RefSeq lists its product as uncharacterized. The record is from RefSeq and is a predicted model, not a curated record. Bases 1 to 813 code for a protein of 270 amino acids. The transcript has a single exon. NCBI's taxonomy places the organism in Eukaryota, Fungi, Basidiomycota, Agaricomycetes, Russulales, Stereaceae.
AUGCCUUCCCAUGAAGCUCUGAUGGGCCUAUUAGAGAGCCUUACUUCCAAUUGUCACUCACUCAACACCUUAGCCCUAUCUUUUAACCAACUGGCGUAUCAUGAUGAAAACGAACUCCAGUCUAUUCCACACAUUCAUCUCCAACACCUUGUCCCCAUCUCACGACUUUCGCACCUUCAAUGGUUUGAGUUUCGACACCCAUACCCUCUUGAAGGCACGGACGACGACGUUAGACAACUAACAUCCAGGUGUCCUCGCAUCAAAGGGCUUCUGUUGAACCCAAACCCUCUCCUUCUGAAGUCCACUUCCCUCACCCUAAUCGCGCUCAAAGUACUGGUACUUCAGUGUCCACAAAUACAGAAAAUAGGUCUUUACAUCGAUGCGAGAGUUGUCCCCGUCGCUACCCCACUUUUCAUCGCUCGUAUGCCCGGCCACACGGGUCGUGGAAAUACUAUCCGUACUACCAGACCCGGCCACGGGCUUUCUCCCUCGGCGUUUCGACCAGCGUCAACCGCACCCAUUACCCUCACAUUGGACAGCUCUAUCAUUCCGGUGAUUGAAGAUGGUUGUUACGACGACUAUUCCUCCAUCGCAAAAUACGUCACCGGGCUUCCUUUCAGCUCUGAAAUAUUCCUCUGGGAUCGAUCGUACGACAAGAUUAGGGUGCAUUUGGGGUCGGAUCCGUACGAGGAUGAUAAGGACAGUCGUGAACGUGGUUGGGAGACUAUAGCAAGUAUCGCAAAUCUGAUAAUGGAGACGAAAAUCAGGACGCGGGAGGAGCUGCUAGCCUUGUUAUUUGACGCGCCUCCAUAA